UUCACCAUAAUUGGCAGAGAUGCUCAACUCUCUAUCCAUCUAUAAAUUGCAUAGCAACCAAAGCUCUAAUCACAAAGCAAAACAACAAAACACACACACACAAGAAAAGAACUCAAAAACUUUCAAGUUUUUUUCCAAGAUCAAAUCAUGUCUUCGUGCGGAAACUGCGACUGUGCUGACAAGACCCAGUGCGUGAAGAAGGGAACCAGCUACACCUUCGACAUCGUCGAGACUCAGGAGAGCUACAAGGAAGCCAUGAUCAUGGACGUUAAUGGUGCAGAAGAGAACGGGUGCCAAUGCAAGUGUGGCUCUAGCUGCAGCUGCGUCAACUGCACUUGCUGCCCCAAUUAAUAAAGCUCCUAAAUACACAUUUUAAAAGGGGCCAUUUCUCUUUUUCUUUUCCUCUUAAAUGUAAUAUGAAUAAAAGUUGAUGUGAGUUCAUCUAUUGAGCUCAUAUCUCUUAUUACUCUCUAGCAUGGUGUGUGAUGUAAUGGUUUUAUGGUCCCUUAUCCACUAAUACAUCAUAUUAUAUAUCUACGUAUUAGUUUCAGUUG
This is a messenger RNA of Brassica oleracea var. oleracea, 554 nucleotides long. Its product is annotated as metallothionein-like protein type 3. The transcript is spliced from 3 exons. Lineage: Eukaryota; Viridiplantae; Streptophyta; Magnoliopsida; Brassicales; Brassicaceae. Bases 148 to 351 code for a protein of 67 amino acids. The record is from RefSeq and is a predicted model, not a curated record. Gene Ontology annotation, biological process: intracellular copper ion homeostasis. Gene Ontology annotation, molecular function: copper ion binding; zinc ion binding.